This is a messenger RNA of Zingiber officinale, 2434 nucleotides long. Its product is annotated as LRR receptor kinase BAK1-like. NCBI's taxonomy places the organism in Eukaryota, Viridiplantae, Streptophyta, Magnoliopsida, Zingiberales, Zingiberaceae. Gene Ontology annotation, biological process: protein phosphorylation. The transcript has 11 exons. The record is from RefSeq and is a predicted model, not a curated record. Bases 292 to 2136 code for a protein of 614 amino acids. Gene Ontology annotation, molecular function: ATP binding; protein kinase activity; protein binding.
CGAAAGAAGAUGAUCACAAAUAAUGAAUCGUCGUCGCUUGCAUCGUUUUCUUCCUCCGGCUACGCCAUUCGGAACUCGGAAGGGCGAGCAGAGCCUUAUUCGAAUCGCCUGCCUUGCCUUCUUCCGAUCCUUGAUCUUCCUCCGCCGGAAAAGGAGUAGAUUUGGAGGUUUUGGUGACAAAGUUUCCCCCUUUUUGUUUAGCUUGGUUGGAGACCGGAGAGGGUGGCCACAAGUUCCGGAUUCUGUUCGGUGGAGGUUAGCGAGAAUAGAAGUAGGGUUUUAGCUGGAGGAAUGGCGGCGGCCGCGGGGGAGGUCAUGGCGCGGUGGCUCUUGUGGUUGAUCCUCGCGUCUGCUGCUAUUCGUCGCGUUCUUGCGAACGCGGAAGGUGAUGCAUUGAACAGCCUAAAGUCCAACUUAGAUGAUCCAAAUAAUGUGUUGCAGAGCUGGGAUCCAUCCUUGGUGAAUCCAUGCACAUGGUUCCACGUUACUUGCAGCCCUGAUAAUCAUGUCAUAAGAGUUGAUCUUGGAAAUGCACAGUUGUCUGGAGCUUUGGUCCCCCAGCUUGCUCAACUAACAAAUUUGCAAUAUUUGGAACUUUACAGUAACCGCAUUAGUGGGCCAAUCCCAAGUGAGCUUGGGAAUUUGUCAAAUUUGGUGAGUCUGGAUCUGUAUCUUAACAAUAUCACGGGUGGAAUACCUGAUUCACUUGCAAAUCUGCAAAAGCUGCGGUUUCUACGGCUCAAUAACAACAGUCUAUCGGGCCAAAUUCCAGUAUCUUUGACCAACAUUGGAACUCUUCAAGUUCUGGAUCUAUCUAGCAACGAUCUAACAGGUAAUAUUCCGAUAACUGGAUCAUUCGCACGAUUUACUCCAAUCAGUUUUCAGAAUAACAGAUUAAAUACUACUCCAGUAACUCCAUCAUCUCCACUUUCUCCACCUUCCUCUUCAAGUCAAGGAAGUAGUGCUACUAGCAUUGGAGCAAUAGCUGGUAGUGUGGCUGCUGGUGCUGCCAUGCUUUUUGCUGCCCCUGCUAUUGGUUUUGUCUGGUGGCGUCGUCGCAGACAACAAGAAUAUUUUUUUGAUGUACCUGCCGAAGAAGACCCAGAGGUUCACUUGGGCCAGCUAAAAAGGUUUUCUUUGAGGGAGUUACAAGUCGCAACAGAUAAUUUCAGUAACAAAAACAUUUUAGGCAAAGGUGGAUUUGGUAAAGUCUACAAAGGAAGGCUUGCAGAUGGAUCACUUGUAGCUGUGAAGAGGCUAAAAGAAGAACGCACCCCGGGCGGGGAGCUCCAGUUUCAAACUGAAAUUGAGAUGAUUAGCAUGGCUGUGCAUCGCAACCUACUUCGACUGCGUGGAUUUUGUAUGACGCCUACUGAACGAUUGCUUGUUUAUCCUUUUAUGGCUAAUGGAAGUGUUGCAUCAUGCUUAAGAGAUCGUCCGCCGUCACAGCCACCACUCGAUUGGUCAAUUCGGCCUAGAGUUGCAUUGGGUGCUGCAAGGGGGCUGUCCUACUUGCAUGAUCAUUGCGAUCCCAAAAUCAUUCAUCGUGAUGUAAAAGCUGCAAAUAUCUUGUUGGAUGAGGAGUUUGAGGCAGUUGUUGGGGAUUUUGGCUUAGCCAAACUAAUGGACUACAAGGAUACACAUGUGACAACUGCUGUUCGAGGAACGAUAGGUCAUAUUGCUCCAGAGUACCUGUCAACCGGUAAAUCAUCUGAGAAGACUGAUGUAUUUGGGUACGGAAUUACGCUUUUGGAACUGAUUACAGGCCAGAGAGCAUUUGACCUCGCGCGGCUUGCAAAUGAUGACGAUGUCAUGUUGCUUGAUUGGGUUAAAGGACUUCUGAGCGAGAAAAAGCUUGACAUUUUAGUCGAUCCAGAUUUGCAAAACACCUACGUCGAUGCUGAAGUGGAGUCACUUAUCCAGGUAGCGCUGCUAUGUACUCGCGGAACACCGAUGGAAAGACCCAAGAUGUCAGAGGUGGUAAGAAUGCUCGAAGGAGAUGGACUGACAGAAAGGUGGGAGGAAUGGCAAAAGGUUGAGUUAGUGAGGCGGGAGAAGCCGAUCUUCGUUAAUAGCAGCUGGGUUGUAGAUUCGACAGAAAACCUUCCCCCAGAUGAAUUGACAGGACCUCGAUGACGCCAUUCAUGAAGCGGAUGAAAGCGAUUUGUCGAUGGUUUCUUCGCCAGUUUCUUGAUAUUCGAAACUCAUUUAUAGUACCAAUUUAACCGGAACUAUAUUCAUCACUGGUGUAUGAUGUUUAUCAGAAUUGUGUCAUACAAGUUUGUUUCAUGUGUAUAUUUCAGAAGACAGAAAUGUAGAAUUACCUUGUUGCAGUAAGAAAAUCUGUAAAACUUUGCUAUGGUUUUGUGGUGUACAUCCAACUUUCUAUCAGUGAAUGAAUGAACCAAUGUCAAUGGUUGCUUAUGGCCGUAAA